AUGGCGGUCCUUCCCGCCGAAGAGGAGGAGCUCUUCGAGCAGCGACGCAGGAGCAGCUCCCUAAGCAGCACGGCCGGUGCUGAACGGGAAAGCGCGGUAACUCUUACCGCUAGAGACCGCAUCAGGGAGCGGCUGAAAAGGUCCAACAGCAGAAAUGGGGGGGAGGGCACACCGAGAGCACGGAAGGCUAGCGAAGCUCGGGUUGGGGGGUCAGGUAGGGUUGGAAGAGUGGAUGGUUUCAAGGGGGUUCCGAGAAGGGAUGGGGCAGGGGGGGGGAGUGGGGCAGGUGAGCUCGAAACAGCUCCGAGAGAGGGGGGCAGCUCGGCUAUUCCGGCAAGGAGCACUGGGCCCCCUGGGCAGGAAAGUGGUGCCCGUCAGCCGAAGGGGGAGGAACAAGAAGAAAAGCGAAAGAAGAAGCACCACAGAGAUAGGGAGGGAGGAAAGUCCGAAAGACGAAGAGAGGAGUCUGGAAGGAGUAAAAGUCUGGCUAAGGAAAGCAGUGGGAGAACAAAAGAGAGUGGUAAAAGUCGAAACGAGGGUGGUAAUAGGGACUCUGAGCGCAAAGUAAAUGCUGGGGGCUCUGUAGGAGCUCUUCUUGGCCGUCCUUCGGACCAUGCAAGCGAGUCUUCAAGAAAAGAGGAGCGGCAAAUUGAUGAGCCGAUAGAAAGGGUAAGGAGGGAGGAUGUUACAGCGACAGAGCCAAGCGCCAGCGGUAAAAGCAGCGGUUGGCUGCAAGGAGCUCAAGCGGACACACGCCAAGCUUCCGACGGGGAGGGUGCUGCGACAAACAAGAGGCGGACAACAGAAAAGACGCUUGGGGAGAGCGAGCGGAGGAGGAGGGAAAAGCUUGGCAUAAGCAGCGGGCGCGAUGGGUCCUUUUCCGAGGGCCCCGUUUCGGCACGGCGCGGCUCACCGCUAGGGAAUGCACAAAGGCAGGAUUCGCUCACACAGGGCCCUGGCUCAAGCUGGCACGACUCCUUUUCAGAAACUUCGCAAAAGCCAGACUCUUUCUUAGAAGCAAGAAGAGGUAAUGACCCGUUCACUGACAGUGGUGGCUCGACAAGGAGAGAGCGUCGCAGGCGGGAGGGUAAAUCGGAGUCUGCUUUGGGAAGCAAUAAGAGAUCUGGUUUUGGGGACCAAGGCGGCUGGACUCCAAACGACGAGGAUGGAAGCGACGAGUAUGGGGAGGGGAACGCACUGUCCGCCUUUGAACGCGCCCUGGGGGCGUUUUCGGAACCGCCACACAAUGCUGACGUGGCACAGCUUCGGACGCAAGAACAACAUCCUGAGAUAGAGGAGAUCGUUAGAAGCCUCCCACCGCCCAACGCCGGCGAGCUCUCGGCGCCCGGUGACGUCACUCUUUUCGGCCAGACCCUCUCAGGCAGCCCCUCCUGCACACUCGUGCGAUCGUGCCCCCCCUCGAGCGCGCUCUCGCUCUGGGGGGACGCCGCAGACUCGAGCACACUCAUCGUCUUUCCCCCCUGGCUGACGGUGGCCGCAUCAGCGGAGCCAGCGUAUCUCCCGCAGGAUGACGGGCUGUUUAUUGUUCAGAGGCCGAGAACUAGAACGAGGAACAAUAUGCGUAUGGUGAACCGUUUGGUGCACGAAUGUCGAGUGCGGGGCCCUCUGCAGAGAUGGUUUGUGGAUGGGGACGUGAACCAGAUGCGGUGCUUAGGGGAUCCCCUUGCGAAGGAGAUGAACCGACUGGCAAAACGGUACAACCCUGACGCGCCGUAUCUCCAGUACUUCCGGCACGUGCCCAGCCGUCGCUUCUUCACGGGGGGCCGCCGCGCGCUUUACCGCCUCGACAUCGAACUCGGUCGGCUGGAGUUUCUGGAGCACCCUCUCGCGAGCCGGGAAGACAUUCUGGCCGGCCAAUUGCUCGCAGCGUUUCGGGAGUACAAGAAACGGGAACGGGCGGGAUUAACGGGGUUCUACGAGGACAAGGUGAAGGCGCUCCAGGCGAGCGUGGAUGCCGCGAGGGGGGGGUCGAAACGGCCGGUCGGCGAGGGGGGGGCGACCGCAAGAAUGCCCGCUACGCUGGAUGGUCAUUCUGGGGGGGCGCCAAUGACCAUCAAAAGGCUGGGGAGUGGGAAGAACGAGGGAUUGGAGGCUGCUGACGUGGCGCAGAACGGGCUGACGUCAGCGGAUCCGGAGGGGCCGGACGCCCGUUUGGCGGAGAUGCGCGCGGAGCUGCGCGAGGCGCGCGAGCUGCGGGACGGGGAGGAGCGGCUGAUGCGCGAGCUGGUGGCGCGCAUGCGGGACGUGUACCGGGAGGUGGAGGAGGCGCGGCAGCGGCAGGGUUUCAGGACCACCGUUAUCCAGCUCGUCGUCAAGAAGGAAGAGCCAAACCCCGAGCGCGACGCCGUGCGCUACGAGCAGGACCUGCGGCUGCUCGUGGACGAAGCCGCGGCCGCCCACGCCGCCGCAGCGGCACGCGACCGCGCGGCGUGGGCGGAGGCGCGCGCGAAGGCCGCGCAAAAGCUCGCGCAGGAGGAGCAGAGCGCAACGGAAGCGCGCGAGGCGCGGCGGCGGCUGCGCGACGAGGCGCGCGAGCGCAUGCGGGGUUUUGGGGAGGGUUUAGGGCGAGAGGAGGAGGUCGGGGAGGAGCAGGAGACGGAGGAAGAGGUGCGCACGCGCGCGCGCGUGGAGGAGAGUCGGAGGGAGCUGGAAGCGAUGGUGCCUCCCGAAGGGAAGCCGUUCGACGAGAGGAGGGCGAAGAAGCGGGCAAUAAAGGAGCUGAGGAGUUCCCACUACCGCCAACCUGGCGACCCGAUCCUCACCCCGCUCCUAGUCGCCGGCCUCCCGCGCGACGAGACGAACGUCCCCAAACCCGAGGUCGCGCGCCGGCGCGCGGUCGGCCGCUGCAGGGUUUACGCGAGGCUUAUCGUGAACGGUCACGCGGUCGGCCAGGCGGUCGACUGCGCGCUGCGGCAGGACUUCAGCCUGGACUUCCGGGACGUAUUCACACUGCAGCUGCUGCGUUGGCCGGAGAGUGUGAAGGUGCAGCUGUGGGAACGGGGACUGCGGGACGCCCUCAUUGCGGAGGUCUUCCUUGCGGUGCCCCUUCCUGACGAGGCCUCCGGGCUGGUGUCUCUGCAAGAAUACCAGUUCACGGGAUCGGUUCCGUUCUCGCCCCUGUGGCCACACAACGGAACGGUUCCGAACGGAACGAUCCAUACGGCGGCGAACGGCGCUGUUGGGUACAGGGUACACUAUCCCAGCGGCGUGUUGCACGCGCGCGUGGCCUGGGUGGACACGCGCGACCAGCGCGACCUCGAGAGCAGCGCGGCGAUCGCGCCGCCCGCGCCGCCGCUCCUCCGGGGUUUAGACCCAGGGCGCCAUCGGAGCGCCAUUGGGGGGAUCGGUCAGGUGAGCCCGUUCCAGCUGGCGGCCUGGCUGCGCCGCACGGGCCUGGACCCGAACGACCCGCGCAACGCGCCCGUGCUGGAGCUCCUGCGCGCGCAGGACGCGUGCGCGCGCGCGGGCCGCGCGUUCCGGCUGCACAGCACCGAGGAGGAGCUGCGCCUGGAGGGCGCGCGCGCGAGCAAGCGGCUCGCGCUGCUCAAGAUCCGGUGGAACAAGAGCGGAAUCCACAGCGGCGUCGAAGUCCCUCUCCUCGAGAGCCACGUGGACGACAAAAUGCUGGACGAGCUCACGCAGGGGGGUCCGCUCGUGCGGAGCGCCCCCAGCCGGGGCGGCCCCCCCGAAACGCGACAGGCGAUCGCGGCGCUGCGCGCGACGGAGGAGCGGCAGCGGCGCAUCCAGGAUUUUCUGUCGCGGGUUCAGGCGAACGUCGAGAAACAUAAGCGGCUCAGGACGGGCGUGCGACAGUACAAGGUUGACGACGUGAUCAAGGACACCCCCCUCCCCGAGUUCAAGCUGAACCUCGACUUCCUGUUCCACCUGCUCGCCCCGCGGCGCAAGCUGCGCCCCGCGAAGCGCCCGGUGAAAGUUUUGGCCGCGCACCCCGACCGGUGCGAAAUCGCAGUCUACGUGCAAAAGGCGCACAACGUCCCGGUGAGAAAGACGCGGCGCCGGACGGGGGGGCCGUACGCGCAGCAAGGAGGAGGGGGGGGGAGGAGGGACGGGCUGAUGACUCCGCAAGCAAGGGGCAGCAGCUGGGAUCGGCGAGCCGUUCCGCUCCUCGUCUUUGAACCGGAACCGGAAUUCUCAGAACGGGUGUGCCCAUUCGUGGAGGUGUCAUUCCAGGGCGCCACCAAGCGCACGCGCGCGUCCGAGGGCCCCAACCCCCAGUGGAACGAGCUCGUCGCGCUGCCGUUCAUGCCCGCAGGCGGCGAUUUCUCGCCUUCUUCUCUCAAGAACUCUUCAGACCUUCUGCGAAUCAGCGUAUUCGACGAAGUCCCCGCUCCUCCCGACGAGGACGACAACAACCCCGAGUCGCAGCAAGAACAGCCGCUACAGAGGCGGUACCUCGGUUCCUUCAGCCUGCUGGCCGGGAGCAUUUACCAGGCGGGCGGCGUGCACGGCGCGUUCCCGGUGCAGACCCCCCCGGUCAACCUGGGCUUCAAGCAGCUCCACGACGGGGCCGCCACGCUGCUCACGCUGCAUAUCACGCUGCGACCGCAGCUCGCGGUGCCGCAGCACGUUCCGGAGGAAGUUCAGAGCGGCGAGGAAGAGGACCUGGCGCGGUACGCUCACGUGUGGCAGCGGGAUCUGCUCGCCAUGCCAGUGUGCAAAGGGCGGGUUAUCAAGGCGCUCGCGACCGAUCACGAGGGCGCCGCGAUCUUUCUGCCGCGCUUCGUGAGCCCGCUCGCGCCGCCGCCCGCGCUCCUCGACGACGACCCGGCAGGGCCCGGGUCCAAAGACGUCGCCAUGCGACGCCUGCUGCGGUUUGUGUCGAUGGUGCCGUUUGUCGAGGAUUGGGCGGCGUUCCAGAGCGCGGGGGCGGACGUGUGGAUGACGUGCCGCGAUUUCCUGUCGUUGUGCGCGGGCGACUCGGAGGAGCACGCGCUGACGUUGUGCAAUUACUUUCUGCACUCCGGCUGGCCGGCGUAUGUUGCGCUGGGAGUGGGCACGCGGGACGCCGAGGCCGCGUGCGUGGUAACGAUCGCGGGCGACGGCGCGGCCGGCGACGCGCAUGACGUCACUAGGGUUUGGAAUGCGAGCACGGGGCGCGUGUACGCCGCGGAGGACGCGAGCUGCGAGCUGCGCCAGGUGGGCGUCGUGUUCAACGAGCACAACAUCUGGGCCAACGUCCAGCCGGUGGGGGCCCCGUGGGAGAUCAGUUGGCGCCUCAACGACCCGCGCUGCUGGCGGCCCUUCUUCGCCGACAAGGCCUUCCCGCACAGGGACCUCGGAAGCGUCCAGGUCCCGGUUCAGUACGUGAGUUUGCCCGGCGACUUUUACAAGGAGCUGGAGGCGUGCCUGGAGCGGGAGGUUAUGGACGCAAUCACCGCGGCCAGGAAACUCGUGUACACGCACUUCAACAGAAGGUGCUCGCGCAUUCUCAAGGAGCUCCUGCGCGACCUUGAGCACGACGCGCUCUCCGCGCCACUGCCGCAGCCGCCUGACGUCAUCCUCGACCCGGACGACCCGCGCUCCGCGGCCGGCGCGGCCGCGCGGCGGUACGCGGUCGCGGCCGCGGACAAUUAUGCGAUGCUCGCGCCCGUGCUCAAGAAUUACGACAUCGUGGGCUUCCCGCUGAACCUGCCGUUUACGGACGGGUCCGCGGUUACGGACGCGGUUCUGAGUACGCACAUCCAGCACAAGUACCACAAGGACGUCGAGUUUGCGGUCGCGACGUACGUCAAACCGUACGACGUCUCCUUCGUAUGCUCCAUUUGGGUAUACGUCGCCGCUCUCACCAAGAAAUAA
Molecule: messenger RNA, 5838 nt
Organism: Klebsormidium nitens
Lineage: Eukaryota; Viridiplantae; Streptophyta; Klebsormidiophyceae; Klebsormidiales; Klebsormidiaceae
Source: the annotation of a GenBank genome assembly